AUGAACUUUCGCCACGCUCUUUCAACCCUCGGCUGCCAGAAAACAUCUGAUGUUUGGUCAGAAGACAUGAGGUUCACUUUGGGCAUGUUCUCUGCAAAAGAGCUCGUGCUUCGAAUAAAAGCGCCUAAAAGAAAAAAUCAAAUAGGAAUAAGGAAAAAGCUAAUUGAUUUAAUGUUCUCAACAAUGCACUGGCGAGUUCUGCGGUUCUUUUCAGUAUUCUUCUCCUGCUCUGAGAGACCAUCGUCUGUGCAUGUCCAUGUUGUCGGUGGUACCUCAACCUCAAAAGCCUGGGUGUUGCCUCUCCAAACAUUCUUUUCUCGUGGAAUGUGCUCAUGGAACAUGACCAGCACCGAGCCAAGUGAUAGAACGGCAAGAAUCUUUGUAGGGAGCAUCUGGGCCUGUGAAUCCAAAGGGAUUAUUCAAGCCCCAAAGACUCACACUCCAAUUGUAACUCUGUCGAACAAUUCUCUCUCUUGUUCAAGAAACUCAAGUAAGGCGCACCCGUCAUUGAAGCCGUACACCAUGCCAUAUAGCUGCUCCUCAUCCUCUACUUGCUGGCCUAAUAUCCCCUCUUUAACCUCCACAGGCCGUGCUUGGGCGGUACGUGGCACAGCCCGCCGAGAUCGCCGUGCACGGAUGAUGCGUCGUACACCUGAUGUGAAGCUGUCCGACAGAGAAAUGAUUUUCGAGUGGCUCGAAUGA
Messenger RNA from Lobosporangium transversale, 702 nucleotides. RefSeq lists its product as hypothetical. The transcript has 3 exons. Bases 1 to 702 code for a protein of 233 amino acids. The record is from RefSeq and is a predicted model, not a curated record. Lineage: Eukaryota; Fungi; Mortierellomycota; Mortierellomycetes; Mortierellales; Mortierellaceae.